CAAAGGUAAAUCUGCAGAGGUCGCUCAAAGAGAUUAACUGAAAUGGAGAAACUUUGUCUGGAAGAGAAGGCUGGUGUUAGCGACACGAUGACAUCACUGGAAGAGAACCAAAUCUGCACGACCCCGGGUGAGAAGAGAUUCAGAAAUUCCUCCACAAAGAAACUUCAUCAGCGAAACCACACAGGUGAAAAGCCUUAUAGCUGCGGUCAGUGUGAGAAGAGAUUCAAAGAUUCCUCUGGCUUAAAGCGUCAUCAGCAAAACCACAGUGGUGAAAAGCCUUACAGCUGCGGUCAGUGUGAGAAGAGGUUCAGAGAUUCCUCUUGCUUAAAGAAUCAUCAACGAAUCCACAGUGGUGAAAAGCCUUACAGCUGCAGUCAGUGUGAGAAGAGGUUCAAAGAUUCCUCUGGCCUAAAGCGUCAUCAACGAAUCCACAGUGGUGAAAAGCCUUAUAGCUGCGGUCAGUGUGAGAAGAGGUUCAAAGAUUCCUCUGGCCUAAAGCGUCAUCAACGAAUCCACAGUGGUGAAAAGCCUUACAGCUGCGGUCAGUGUGAGAAGAGGUUCAGAGAUUCCUUUGGCUUAAAGAGUCAUCAACGAAUCCACAGUGGUGAAAAGCCUUACAGCUGCGGUCAGUGUGAGAAGAGGUUCAAAGAUUCCUCUGGCCUAAAGCGUCAUCAACGAAUCCACAGUGGUGAAAAGCCUUAUAGCUGCGGUCAGUGUGAGAAGAGGUUCAAAGAUUCCUCUGGCCUAAAGCGUCAUCAACGAAUCCACAGUGGUGAAAAGCCUUACAGCUGCGGUCAGUGUGAGAAGAGAUUCAAAGAUUCCUCUGGCUUAAAGAGUCAUCAACAAAUCCACAGUGGUGAAAAGCCUUACAGCUGCGGUCAGUGUGAGAAGAGGUUCAGAGAUUCCUUUGGCUUAAAGAGUCAUCAACGAAUCCACAGUGGUGAAAAGCCUUACAGCUGCGGUCAGUGUGAGAAGAGCUUCAAAGAUUCCUCUGGCUUAAAACGUCAUCAGCGAAACCACAGUGGUGAAAAGCCUUACAGCUGCGGUCAGUGUGAGAAGAGGUUCAGAGAUUUCUCUGGCCUAAAGUGUCAUCAGCAAAUCCACACUGGUGAAAAGCCUUACAAAUGCAGUUAGUGUGAGAAGAGGUUCAGAUUUGCUUCCAGACUGAAGGCUCAUCAGCGAAUCCACACAAGAGAAAAAGCCUGAUCCACAUAAAAAACAGAAACAUCUGGAACUGUGAGGAAACGUCUUUCUCUCCUCCUGCCUUCCAUCACUGCGGCGACAACAGUCAAUGAUGUCUGUAACAUUUAUAUCAAUAAUAAUAACAAGCAUGCAAA
This is a messenger RNA of Gambusia affinis (western mosquitofish), 1337 nucleotides long. Its product is annotated as zinc finger protein 271-like. The record is from RefSeq and is a predicted model, not a curated record. Gene Ontology annotation, cellular component: nucleus. The transcript is spliced from 3 exons. Lineage: Eukaryota; Metazoa; Chordata; Actinopteri; Cyprinodontiformes; Poeciliidae. Bases 43 to 1134 code for a protein of 363 amino acids.